AUAAUUGCACCAAGCACAAACCGCCUGUCUGUCACUUCCACCAUCACCACCAUCACCAUCACUCCUCAAAACCUGCUUCUCUCUGUCCCAUGCAAAAAUGCAUUCUCAAAGUUCAAGCCUGUCUCCGUUCCGUUUGCCACACCGGCCUGUCCAGACCAAGCGAUAUUGACGGACAUGAUGGAUGGAUACUCCGGGCCAUGCCACAACAUACCGUAUGUCGGACAUAGAGUCGUACACAAAUCGCACGCUUUUGUCUCGCGUCCAGCGCCUCAAGUCCAAGAAUCGCCAACACUGGUUGUCCCGAUUCUGGCAGCCCGGCCCCAACAAUCCUCUUCGUCUUUGAUUGCCCCCUUGGCUCGACUUCAGACUCUUCCAACACAGGUAGGUACCUUUGGUCUUCGCAGUCUACGUAGUACUCCGUGGAUACGGCUACUACCUGGCCUCUUUGUGGCUUAUUGUUGUAUGAUUGAGCUACCCUGCUCCAUGCCGUGUCUAGCCAGUCUCAUCUGGACUGGACCGCCGCUAUUUCAAUGGCAUAUUCUCAGACUCCUCAGUCCGAAGUCCUCACUGCGGAUAAUAUCGCUCACAGAGCCACCACCCCCUUUCACCUCGAGCUCGGACACCACAUCUGCAGUCGCCCAACCAACGAACCCCCCCCCCCCCCGGGGGGGCAUGUCGCCUUCGACUACGGAUUCGGGUACAAACCAUCUUAGUCACUACGCCCCUGGGCCUCAGUAG
This is a messenger RNA of Colletotrichum costaricense, 738 nucleotides long. RefSeq lists its product as uncharacterized. The record is from RefSeq and is a predicted model, not a curated record. The transcript has 2 exons. Lineage: Eukaryota; Fungi; Ascomycota; Sordariomycetes; Glomerellales; Glomerellaceae. The annotation marks the transcript as partial.